AUUGGUAAUACUGGUUAGUAGGAUUGUACCAGUUCUGCCGCAGCAGUCCGAAUCGUCGACAUGACGACGAAUAAAAAUAAUUACGAUAUUUCACCCGAGCAGUUGAGGCUCGAAAUUAAAAGAAAUGCUCGGCGAAAUGAACUUCGUCAGGAGUUGCAAAAGAUUGCCGGAAAUCCGUACCGAGCUGGAACAGGCGAAGGAGGUGCUCCGUUUGAUGCAGGACUACAGCGAUUUAUGGCAGCGAGAGCAAAAACCUAUGAAUAUUUUAGGCCUACUCUGAAAGGUGGUCUGCAGUACUAUGCAGCAAUAUGGACACCCAUCCUGUUCUUCACUUGGCUAGUGAAAAGGGACAGGGACAGGAAAGAGCACCGAUUUCGUACUGGUCAGGUCAGCUAUGCUGACAGAGAAUUCAAGUUUGCUUAAACAUAUUAAAUUAGCAAACGAUAGUAAUAAUUACCUUGUAAUAUAUCAACAACAAUGUAAAGAAUAUCAACAUUGAUAAUAAUAAUAAUGAUAUUGUAACCUA
Molecule: messenger RNA, 526 nt
Organism: Neodiprion virginianus
Lineage: Eukaryota; Metazoa; Arthropoda; Insecta; Hymenoptera; Diprionidae
Gene: ND-B15
Product: NADH dehydrogenase [ubiquinone] 1 beta subcomplex subunit 4
Exons: 3
Coding region: 61-423 (120 amino acids)
Cellular component (GO): mitochondrion
Source: RefSeq, a predicted model, not a curated record